UCCUGACCCAAGGCAGACUUGUAACCCUGCUCUCUCCAGCCUCUGCUUGGGGCUAAAGCUCGCUGUCAGAAUCCUGCCUUCGCCAGCCUGCAGAAAGUCUUCCCAGGAGCUUUUGGGUCUGUUCUGCUGCUGAAGCUGAACACAGAUGUCUUUCCGGUGCCUGGGAUUUUAAAACAAGGCAGGAGGCAUGAAGCUAUGGCUGAGAGGCCCGGUCGGCCAGGCCCUGAGGAGUUCCUGGAGAGUCUGCAGGAUUCACAAGCAGCCGCCACCUCCCCCUAUCCCUGAGGUGGCCACGUGGGAGGCCAUCAACCUGGGGAGGCAGCCAGUGCCCGAGUACUUCAACUUCGCCCACGAUGUGCUGGACGUGUGGACUCAGCUGGAAAAGGCAGGACACCGGCCCCCAAAUCCUGCGUUCUGGUGGGUGAAUGGCUCAGGAAAAGAAGUCAAGUGGACGUUUGAGGAGCUGGGGAAGCAGUCCAGGAAGGCAGCUAAUGUCUUAAAGAGUGUGUGCAGCCUGCAGCCUGGAGACAGAAUGUUGAUGGUGCUUCCUCGACUCCCAGAUUGGUGGCUGAUCAGUGUGGCUUGUAUGCGAACAGGUGUGGUCAUGAUCCCAGGUGUCUCCCAGCUGACAGCAAAGGAUCUCAAGUACCGGCUGAAGGCAUCCAGGGCCAAGUCCAUCGUCACCAGUGAGUCCCUAGCUCCACAAGUGGAUGCCAUCAGUGCUGACUGUCCCUCCCUCCAAACCAAGCUUCUGGUGUCUGACACCAGUCGUCCAGGCUGGAUCAAUUUCCGGGAACUCCUGAGGGAGGCGUCUACAGAGCACAGCUGCGUGAGAACCAGGAGUCGAGAUUCUGUGUCCAUCUACUUCACCAGCGGAACCACAGGGGCCCCCAAGAUGGUGGAACAUUCCCAGUGCAGCUAUGGAUUGGGAUUUGUGGCCAGUGGAAGGAGGUGGAUGGCCUUGACUGAAUCUGACAUAUUCUGGAACACAACUGACACAGGUUGGGUGAAGGCAGCCUGGACCCUCUUCUCUGCCUGGGCCAACGGAGCUUGCAUUUUUGUGCAUGAGCUGCCUCGAGUUGAUGCCAAAACUAUUCUAAAUACACUCUGCAAGUUUCCAAUAACUACCCUUUGCUGUGUUCCAACCCUCUUCCGGAUGCUUGUACAAGAGGAUUUGACAAGGUACAAGUUUCAAUGCCUGAGGCACUGUUUGACUGGAGGAGAGGCCCUCAACCCUGAUGUGAGGGACAAGUGGAAGAGCCAGACAGGCCUGGAGCUCCAUGAAGGCUACGGACAGUCUGAAACAGUCGUCAUCUGUGGCAAUCCAAGAGGCUCGACAAUCAAGUCUGGAUCAAUGGGGAAAGCCAGCCCGCCUUAUGAUGUGCAGAUUGUAGAUGAGGAGGGCAAUGUCCUGCCUCCAGGAAAAGAGGGGAAUAUCGCUGUCCGCAUCAAACCCACCAGACCAUUCUGUGUCUUCAACUGUUACCUGGACAAUCCUGAGAAGACAGCUGCAUCAGAACAGGGAGACUUUUACAUCACUGGGGACCAAGCUCGUAUGGAUGAAGAUGGCUACUUUUGGUUCUUGGGGAGAAAUGACGAUGUAAUCAACUCCUCAAGCUACCGGAUUGGGCCUGUUGAGGUGGAGAGUGUGCUUGCUGAGCACCCGGCUGUCCUUGAGUGUGCCGUGGUCAGCAGCCCAGAUCCCAUCCGGGGAGAGGUGAGAACCUAGCAAGCCCACCAGACAUGACCUAUGGGAGUUGUAGCCGGAAGGGAUAGCCAACUUGAGGGACGACAGAAUGCUUCUACAUGGCUUUAAUAUACUAGAAAGAUGAGCCAAAUUUAAUGUACUUUCAGCAAGCAAAGGUGAACUCCUCUUUUGUGGGCCCCAAGAGGAAGGAAAGAGCAGCUCCUAGGCAGUAACAACCCAAAGGAGGGGAGAAUUCUCUGGUUCACAGUGUCAAGGGUUUAGUCUUUUGUGGUGAGAAAAGGAAGGCAGAGAGAGUAAUGAGGCUCAUGGUUUGACUGGGGAUGGGGCGUAAGCAUGUGUGAAUAAUUGAGCACACGUGUCACAGCACAUGUGUGGAGGUCAGAGGAGGACAGUUUCUAAGAGUCAAACCAUGUAGCCUCCAUGGAGUGAGCUCAGGUUGCCAAGCUCAGCCUCAAAUGCAAAUACCCUCUGAGCCACCUCACGAUCCUAGAAAUUAUGUUUUGAACAAUUGUUCCCUCUUUAUCAGGACGCAAAUUGUAGGAGAAACAUAGGCACUCAAAGCCAAGGUGCAUAAUGUUUCUUGAAAUGACUGAAGCAGAAAUGGUGUGGCUCCAUGUUUGCUGAUGAGACACUUACAUGCUUCACACUCAGAGACCCAGAGGCCCCCUGAACAGGGCUGUGUUUUCCUCAGCCCUGCCUGGACAACCCUUGCUUCUCUAUUCUCCUGCAGGAAAACUUGGAAGUAAAUGGCCAUUGGCAUUGGGAAGCUAUUUCCUCUACUGCCUUUGCGUCUUAAGAGAAUUCAUGCUGGCUCCAAAUGGAGCUAUUACAAGGUUAGGGAGUGGCAUGGAAAAGUGAGGCUCUAAAAUGAUUCCAUAAAAGCCAACGCUUCAGUAGUUUCUCAGGCACAGGAAGGCAUUAGGAAAAACAGUGUUGAUCACAUCACUCUGUGUGCUCAAGGAACUAGCAGGACCCUCCUGUUUGAGUUUUAGUAGCCACACGUGUGCAAGGCUAGCUCGAGGAGUAAAGCAUCAUUCCCGAAGGGCUGACCCCUUCUGGU
Molecule: messenger RNA, 2768 nt
Organism: Meriones unguiculatus (Mongolian gerbil)
Lineage: Eukaryota; Metazoa; Chordata; Mammalia; Rodentia; Muridae
Gene: Acsm5
Product: acyl-CoA synthetase medium chain family member 5
Exons: 13
Coding region: 188-1729 (513 amino acids)
Biological process (GO): acyl-CoA metabolic process; fatty acid biosynthetic process
Cellular component (GO): mitochondrial matrix
Molecular function (GO): fatty-acyl-CoA synthase activity; fatty acid ligase activity
Source: RefSeq, a predicted model, not a curated record